Molecule: messenger RNA, 688 nt
Organism: Cetraspora pellucida
Lineage: Eukaryota; Fungi; Glomeromycota; Glomeromycetes; Diversisporales; Gigasporaceae
Source: the annotation of a GenBank genome assembly
CUUUUGAAUAUUUCUCUAUCUUAUAUAAAUACAAUGGCAAACACACAAUCUAAAAUCGAUUCAUUAGAAGAACAGAAUUCUAAGCUCGUAGCCGAAAUUAGUGAACUUAGAAAAAAAUAUACCAAGGUCGAGGCUGAGAAUGUGAAGCUAAGACAUAUUACAGAAGAAAGUACUGGGCUUAAAACCAGGUUUGAAAAGCUAGAAAAGAAAAAUAAAACAGAUACUGCCAUCCUUAUUGCUGAAAAUAUUGAGCUUAAAAACAGAGUUACCAAAUUAGAACAAAAACGGAUCCAGGUUAUCACCAAUGAAUCUUCCACAAAAGAUAUUUUGCCACCUUCAAAAAGCUCAGAAUCUGCAUCAUCUAUCUGCACAGAAACUAAAUUAUUAGAGGAUAGGAAAAAGAUUAGUAACGAAAUAAGAGAAAGAAAUCGGGAAAAUAGGUUCAGAUCUCAAGACCCUUUAUCAUAUGAUAAAGAUAUUUCGCAAUCUAAUAAAAACAAAGUACAGAAAUUUAUGUCGGAAGUUUCUGGAAGCUCUAGUUCACAAUUAAAUAGGGACGCUCUUAUUCAAAGACGUAAUGAAAUAGCAUCGGAACAACAAGUUGAUCUAGAAUCUAAUAUUGUUAGUAGAAUUUUAAAUAAAGAAGUAAAAGCACAGCUACCUGCAGACACUUCUGAUAGCCUUUUAC